CAUGGUGGAAGCAAGAAUAAGCUGCAGCUUAUUAUUACUAGGAAAACCAUUCUCACCACACACCAAGAAGCUGUAGUAUAGCUCCUUCGUUUGCUGCUGUGGACCAGGCUCUGCACAUGGCACUUAAGAGUAGAGCUGUUAAGGAUUCUUGUUUCCAUGAAGCCUGUAUUCUGGUGAGUUUGGGAGAAACAAAAUUUGAACUUCUUCAGACCUCAGUGUAACUACAAAACAUUUGGCCAAAAAGGCAUUAGGCAGCUCGUUUUCCUUGGGCUAGGUUUCUUUACACGUGACAGUAAUGAUCACAAAAACAUGAUUAGAAGCUAGAUGAGCUUCCUGUGGCCUGGUUGGGGGUUCAGGUCCUAAAAUGCUGGUUGGAGAUAACCAGGUUGAGUAGGUCAGCUGAGCCCGAGCUCGGCGAUCAGGGACUUUUAGAACUCCCUUACGGGCCAACUAGUCUCCAGAAGAAGAGGAAAACAUUGCCACCGUUUGGGCGAGAACUGUCCGCUUGGCCUUCUGGGACCUGGGGAGUUGCGGCGCAUGCUGGGACGCCUAAACUCUGAGGGUAGCCAUUGCCCCGCCUCAAGGACGGACAAGAGCAGUAACCAAUCAGAGAGGGCAGCGUGCAAGGCGUACGGAAGCGGAAGUGAGGUUUCCGUGGAGACAACCCAGCCUGCGGAAGGCGGCGGCGUUACCACCUAAGGACAGAGGCUGGGGCUCGGCAUGGUGGCGCGUUCUGCACUGUGAGAGCGCAGCGGCCGCUGGAUCGCCAUGCGACGGCGACCCUGACAUGGGCGCCAGCAGCUCCAAAGCUCGGGGCCUUUGGCCCUUCACCUCGGCGGCGGGAGGCGGCGUCCCGGAGACUACGGGCGCUGAGCAAGCCUUGGUGAGGCCUCGAGGCCGAGGGGUGCCCCCCUUCGUAUUCACGCGUCGCGGUUCCAUGUUCUAUGACGAGGAUGGGGAUCUGGCUCAUGAGUUCUAUGAGGAGACAAUCGUCACCAAGAAUGGCCAGAAGCGGGCCAAGCUGAGGCGGGUGUAUAAGAAUUUGAUUCCUCAGGGCAUCGUGAAGCUGGAUCCCCCCCGCAUCCACGUGGAUUUCCCUGUGAUCCUCUACGAGUUGUGAGCCUGGUGGGUGACGGACACAAGGACCCCCUCUGACCCAGCAAGAAACUUCCAGUCUCAAGGUGUGGCUUCCAUUGAGAAGCCCAGGCUGGGGCCACAGCCCUGCAUAAACUCUGUUGGCCCAGCUGUGAGCAGGGCAGUCCUCGGUAUAAGUUGAGUAUUGGGUUGUGUGUGGACAAGAGAGUGUUGGUGUCUGGCAAAGGCUAAUGGGAGAGUUACCAGCAGAGCUUUCCCAGCCACAGGGCAUAUGCCAGUCAGGAAUGUGUGGUUCUUGGUUCCAAGCUUGCCUAGGGCCCAGCCUUACUAGAAGCUACAGCACUUUACAUGCAAAGUCUGCCUUCUUCCAGCCCCUGGGCUUUGGGAGGUCUACACAAGUGGGAACUUCCUUUCCCUCACUUCCUUUACCCCCUAGUCAGAGCAUUUCAGCCGUUUGCUACCUCGAUUCUUCCUAUAUUGGACAGAGGCUGGGGACAGCACCAGCCUGAUUCUUCCCACCUACCUGCCAUUUGUUCCCACUUUCAGAUGGACAGUUUGCUGGCUGUUAACUGGAAUGAGGACUGGUAUGGGUAGCUUCUUCCUUUCCCAGGGCUUGGCUGAUCACUCCCCAGUGCAACUAGUUAUUGCCCUCUCCUCAGUUAAGAGGUACAGGCCAGAGUCAGAACAGGUUGUGUGGAUGUCUGUGCCUAUGGGUAGUUCCCCCGAGACUAUUCUAACCUUCCCCCAUGCCUUUGCACCAGCCAUUCCCCCUACCACCCAGUUGGGAGGGUAGUGGACCCUGUGAUUAAGAACAACAUACUAGGGCUGGUGCCAGUAGUGCUAUGAGGAGACCACCACUCUUCCCCCACAGUAUCUUCACCCCUUCUGCAUCAGUCAAGGGAAAGUACUAGGGCCCCUUGAUAGGGACAGAAAGGAGGGCAAAAACAUAAAAGGAAUACUGUACUUAAAAUGUGAAGAUUUGUAAAUAGUCUAGUCCAUGAUGUUGGGGCAGAGUCUGAUUUCUACAUAGAAAUGACUUUUUUUUUUUCUUUUAAUUCCUUAUUGUGCAAGCUCUGUGCUUCUAGCGUGGGACAUCGCUUGGGGAUGGUGCUCCCCAGCAUAGGAAGAUUGUUGUGUUAUUUGUUCGAUUUCAAUAAAAUUAUUUGUAGAUCCUGUA
Heterocephalus glaber (naked mole-rat) is the source of this 2272-nucleotide messenger RNA. It is a transcript of the gene Tusc2, whose product is annotated as tumor suppressor 2, mitochondrial calcium regulator. The record is from RefSeq and is a predicted model, not a curated record. Gene Ontology annotation, biological process: regulation of mitochondrial membrane potential; inflammatory response. NCBI's taxonomy places the organism in Eukaryota, Metazoa, Chordata, Mammalia, Rodentia, Bathyergidae. Gene Ontology annotation, cellular component: mitochondrion.